Dipodomys ordii (Ord's kangaroo rat) is the source of this 1010-nucleotide messenger RNA. RefSeq names its product brain expressed, associated with NEDD4, 1 (gene Bean1). NCBI's taxonomy places the organism in Eukaryota, Metazoa, Chordata, Mammalia, Rodentia, Heteromyidae. The transcript is spliced from 5 exons. The coding region runs from base 552 to 1004 and encodes 150 amino acids. The record is from RefSeq and is a predicted model, not a curated record.
AGCCCCAGCGCCGUGGCAUCCGAGCGGGACCCGGAGCGGGAGCGGCAGCCGGAGCCGGAGCGGGAACCGGAGCUGGAGCCGAAGCUGGAGCCAGCAUUGCAGCGCACGGGGCGGAGCGCGGCAGCCAAGCCGAGUCAGUGGAGGGGCCUUCCCCGGGAGAAGUCAGAGUUGUGCCCAUGGGCAGGCUGGCUCUGCUGUUCUGCUCUAAGGAUUACAUGUCCUUCAAACGCCCUUGACCCUUAGCACGAUACAACCACACCAGCUAUUUCUACCCCACGUUCUCAGACAGCUCGGAGCACAGCCAUCUGCUCGUGUCCCCGGUGCUCGUGGCCAGUGCUGUCAUCGGUGUGGUCAUUACCCUCUCCUGCAUCACCAUCAUCGUGGGCAGCAUCCGUAGGGACAGGCAGGCCCGGCUCCAGCGCCACCAACACCACCACCAUCGGCGCCACCACCACCAUCACCGCCACCGCCGGCGUCGACACCGGGAAUACGAGCCCGGCUAUGUGUCAGACGGACAUACUGGACACACACACAGCCGCUCCAGCCGAAGGAUGCACUAUACCUGCAGCCCUGCCGAAGACUGGCCCCCACCCUUGGACAUCAGUUCAGAUGGGGAUGUGGAUGCCACGGUGCUCAGAGAGCUGUACCCAGACUCUCCCCCAGGCUACGAGGAGUGUGUGGGGCCGGGGGCCACUCAGCUCUAUGUUCCCACGGAUGCACCCCCACCCUACUCGCUGACCGACUCCUGCCCUACACUCAAUGGUGCCCCCGAUUCAGGCAGCGGCCACAGCCACAGCCAACACCAGCAGGAGCAGAGGACCCAGGGCCAGGGCGGCCUCUACACUGUCUCCAUGGACACACUGCCACCUUAUGAGGUUGUGUGUGGAGUCCGCUCCCCAUCGGACCUGCUGCCGCUGCCAGGAUCAGAACCAGGGCCAAGGAACUCACCGGGGUGGCCCACCCCGCGCUGGACUCCAGCUUCCAGCCCAGAGAGGGCUGUGUGAAUGAGC